Egretta garzetta (little egret) is the source of this 1647-nucleotide messenger RNA. Its product is annotated as digestive cysteine proteinase 2-like. Gene Ontology annotation, biological process: immune response. The record is from RefSeq and is a predicted model, not a curated record. NCBI's taxonomy places the organism in Eukaryota, Metazoa, Chordata, Aves, Pelecaniformes, Ardeidae. Gene Ontology annotation, molecular function: cysteine-type endopeptidase activity. Gene Ontology annotation, cellular component: lysosome.
UUCGGCAGCUCCAGCUUAAAGGUGAGAGCUGGUGCUGGGCGAGCCGGCGUGGCAAGGAUGGGUGCUCUCCGCUGGCUCGCAGCCUCUGCGCUCUGCAUCGUCGUUUGGGGACAGGACUACAGGCUCUCCCGCUCACCCCCCCACUUCGGCUCCAUCUAUCAUGUCCGAGGUGUCAUUAACCUGCCCUAUGCUGAGAUUGAGGAGCCCUUCGAAGCCUGGUACAACCUGACGGGAAACAAGAGCCGGAUCCAGUAUUACGGGGGGCAGGUCAUAACCUACCAGCUGGCGUCGGUGAAGCCCUAUGGGAUGCGCUACAAGAUCACGCCGGAGACCACCGAGAAGGAGGUGAACACCAGGAGAUGCUUCCAGCUGCCUGGCUCCAAGGAGGACGUGGUCAAGACCCAGAGUGUCUUUCCGAACAUUGACGGCUUCAAGUUCCUGCGGGAGGAGUACUACCGGGGCCGGUACUGCGCCGUCUGGCAGAACGUCACCCGCUGGGCGCAGAAGAAGAAUGUCUACACGCUGUGGGUGACCAACUCCAGCUGCGGGGUGGCCCCCGUCCACUAUGAGAUGCGAGGCUACAACAGCCUGCUGGGCUCCCACUACGACAAGUACGAGAUCACCUACACUGACUUCGACAACAGCUUCCCUGCCUCCAUCUUCGACCUCCCCAUCAAUGAGACAAAGAAGUGUGGAGCCCUGCCAGGGAGCACAGUGGAGCACCGGGUGCUGGUGAACCCCAUGGAGGACCUGGUGGGACAACACCAGCCCUGGGCCCAUGAGGUCUUCCACCACUACCGCCGGCGGCUGGGGCGGCAGUACGGCUCCGCACGGGAGCUGGAGCACAGGCAGAGUGUCUUUGUGCACAACAUGAGGUAUAGGCAAUUGGGGGGGGGGGCUGACACCCCCCUCCAGGGGUGUUCCCCAUCCCUGGGGGCUCGCACCGCUGCUGCUGCGGUGAGAGGUGGCAGUGGCAGGCUGAUGCUGCCCGAGAGCCUCGACUGGCGCAUGUACGGUGCUGUGACCCCUGUCAAGGACCAGGCCGUCUGUGGGUCCUGCUGGAGCUUUGCUACGACGGGCGCCAUGGAGGGUGCCCUCUUCCUCAAGACCGGUGUGCUGACCCCCCUGUCCCAACAAGUCCUCAUUGACUGCUCCUGGGGCUUCGGGAACUACGCCUGUGACGGGGGCGAGGAGUGGCGAGCCUACGAGUGGAUCAAGAAACACGGCGGCAUCGCCAGCACCGAGUCCUAUGGCACCUACCUAGGGCAGAAUGGUUUGUGCCACUACAACCAGUCUGAGAUGCUGGCCAAGAUCACAGGCUACGUCAACGUCACCUCGGGCAACAUCACAGCGGUCAAAGCUGCCAUCUACAAGCACGGCCCCGUGGCUGUCAGCAUCGACGCCUCGCACAAGACCUUCUCCUUCUACUCCAACGGCAUCUACUAUGAGCCCAAGUGUGGGAACGAGCCGGGAAUGCUGGACCACGCGGUGCUGGCCGUGGGCUACGGGGUCCUGCAGGGAGAGACCUACUGGCUCAUCAAGAACUCCUGGUCCACAUACUGGGGCAAUGAUGGCUACAUCCUCAUGGCCAUGAAGGACAACAACUGCGGUGUGGCCACCGAAGCCACCUACCCCAUCCUGGCUUGA